Parasteatoda tepidariorum (common house spider) is the source of this 1290-nucleotide messenger RNA. The record is from RefSeq and is a predicted model, not a curated record. NCBI's taxonomy places the organism in Eukaryota, Metazoa, Arthropoda, Arachnida, Araneae, Theridiidae.
AAAAAAUUGCUAACAGGGCAGCAGCAACGGCAUUUCAAUCUACUUCUUUAUCAUUAAGUAGAUGCAUAGAGGUGGUCACAAAAAGAAGGAUGGUCACUGGGUAGAAACACAUGAUCUCUAUGAAUAGAAAGGAUUGCACUCUUUUACAGUAAUAGUAACCGUAUGUAACUAUUGUUAGUGCAUUGCACAUCCUGGUGAAUCAUUCAGUCAAAUCAAUCAUUUCAUGUCAAAACCAAAUUGUGCCAUUUCUUUUACAUUCUGCACCUGAACUUACUUGAGCUACCAGAGCUAUCAUUCCUUUAAAUUGGAAAGAAAAGCUGAUAACCAACCUACAGCGCUGUGCCGUAGCUUAAUAUUAAUUUUUGUAAAAGCAUAACUAUGGAAUAUUUGUCGCCUCAAGAAUACAGAUUCUUUAUUACUGCAUGCUCGAAAAUCAAAAUUUCGUUUGGUCCAUUUUGCUCCAUCGAAGAACAAUUCAUGCGUCACCUGUUCAACGUAUUUAUCAAUUUGAAAAAUCCCGAGGAAUUGAAAUCUCUUCUGGAACUUUCUAAUGAAAUGAGGGUUGAUUUUUUAAGGAUGUUCAAAGAUAAACCUUUUAUGGACGGUGAUUUAUCUCACUGCUGUUUGAUGAAUAACCCUACGAGUUUCAAGUUAAUCACGGAUUUUGGAAGACUUAAUGAAUAUCAGAGGCGCAUGGGUGGAUUGUAUUUAUUGCAUACAGCGAAGUUUUUGCAAGACUUUGAUUAUGAAUUGAGUCAUAAAAUUGUACGGCAACAACUGAAUGAACUAGCAGAAGAAGAUGACAAUAUCCCGGUCCAGUUGAGAGCAUACCAAGUACUGUGUCUCUACAUGGGCUUCUUGUACGGAAAGAAGCACCCCUCUUUUGAUUACGCAAUUAUUCUUCUCAUUCUAUGGAGUUCCAUUCCGGAUCCCUUUCUGACCUUCGAUGACUUCGAGAAAAGCUUCGCUUGGAUGGAUUUAGACACCCUGAUGAAAACAACUAAAGCCUGGGAAUGGUACUACGUAUUGGUGAGAGGUCCAGACAGCCAAGAGGAUGGGCCAAGAUCAUUACAGCAUCUCGCCAGGUGUACCAUUAGGCACAGUUUGAAGGAGUGCUUUCAGCUGCCCAACGGAAUCGAAAGGUUGGACAUUCCCAAGCGUCUAAAGCAAUAUUUAACCUUGGGAGACUUUAAAAGUGGACUCACUCUUAAUGGAGAAGAAAAUAAUAUGAUUGAGACUUUAUUUCAAUACCGCCAACAGUUUUUGCAAUAAAAUUCUUAUAACUUCGUA